CGAGAAAUGACAGAGGGGGAUCUCCUCAGUAACAUCGGAGGCCAGCUGGGCUUGUUUAUCGGAGCCAGUGUCAUCACUCUCUUCGAGUUCCUGGAAUACCUGAUCAAACGGUUCACAUCCUGCUGCCGGAAAAAGUACAUGAAGGAUAAGGUCUUGCCGGUGGAUAUCAAACCGCAACACGAUACUAGUAUCAAACAGAGCCACGAUACUAGUAUCAAACCGCGGCACGCUAUGCAUAUUGACGGAUAUUGAGAUCUUUGGCGACGCCUCCAGGGCAGAGGCAUACUUUUGCUGAUCACAUCGGCUGAUCACCUCCUUUGAUAGAAAUAUCUUAUUAGUUCAUACAGGAAGUAGGAAAGAUUUGCUUGUGGUUGUCACAUAUUUCCCAAUGUUUGACUCAUAGAAAUAUAAUUAUGAUAUACAGCAUCACAUUAGGUGAGUCCAAUGUAAGUAUUUACUCGUACUUUUUUUUGGAGUGCAUUUGCUGAAUAUUGUUAACCAUUGUGUAUUGAUAUGUAUAUAUAUA
Molecule: messenger RNA, 526 nt
Organism: Branchiostoma floridae (Florida lancelet)
Lineage: Eukaryota; Metazoa; Chordata; Leptocardii; Amphioxiformes; Branchiostomatidae
Product: acid-sensing ion channel 3-like
Exons: 3
Coding region: 7-252 (81 amino acids)
Biological process (GO): sodium ion transport
Cellular component (GO): membrane
Molecular function (GO): sodium channel activity
Source: RefSeq, a predicted model, not a curated record